AAAAAAAACCGACACCACAACCAAAGUCAUUGGAGGCAGGCACAACUUAUCUCUUAAGCUAUCUUCUUGAGUCUCUCACAGAGAGAGAGAGAGAUGGCCGCAAAGAACUCGUCAUUUAAGAUAAUACUGGGUUCAUCUUCAAUGGCUCGUCGACAAAUUCUAGCCGAGAUGGGGUACAAGUUCGAAAUCCUGACUGCAGACAUCGAUGAGAAAAGCAUCAGAAGGGAAAAACCAGAAGAAUUGGUAAUGGCUCUAGCUGAGGCAAAGGCAGAUGCCAUCAUAUCAAAGCUCAAAAUUACAAGUCAAGUGGAGGAUGAUGCUUACUCUACACUGUUGAUUACUGCCGACACAGUGGUCGUAUAUGAAGGGGUGAUCAGAGAAAAACCAUCAAGCAAGGAAGAAGCGCGCCAAUUUAUUAAAGACUAUUCUGGUGGUCAUGUUACAGUGGUGGGAUCUGUACUAGUAACUAACCUUGUUACAGGUACCAGAAAGGGAGAAUGGGACAGGGCAGAGGUUUAUUUCCAUGACAUACCAGAUGAAGUCAUUGAUAGCCUGGUCGAGGAGGGAGUUAUGCUCAAUGUUGCUGGAGGCUUGAUGCUUGAACAUCCACUGACAUUGCCUUUUGUUGACACGGUGGUAGGGACAGUUGAUUGUGUUAUGGGUCUUUCAAAAACUUUGACGGAAAAGCUUAUUCAGGAAGCCCUUUAGCUGCUGUUAGUACUGCUAAUGUUUGGAUCUUGUUAAACUUCAUCAACAGACUUUUUUUUGUGAAAUUGGACGCUAUGUGAUGUGUUUUGUAGCGUAGUGAAGUUUACAUGACAAAUAGCUUAUUAAUCUACUGCAGCACACUGAAUCUAUGUUAGUGUGUUUUCCAAAUACAAGUGCUUAUAUAUAGUACGACGUUACUGUC
Molecule: messenger RNA, 910 nt
Organism: Rhododendron vialii
Lineage: Eukaryota; Viridiplantae; Streptophyta; Magnoliopsida; Ericales; Ericaceae
Exons: 9
Coding region: 94-708 (204 amino acids)
Molecular function (GO): nucleoside triphosphate diphosphatase activity
Source: RefSeq, a predicted model, not a curated record